Molecule: messenger RNA, 1255 nt
Organism: Podospora pseudocomata
Lineage: Eukaryota; Fungi; Ascomycota; Sordariomycetes; Sordariales; Podosporaceae
Gene: RDL2
Product: Thiosulfate sulfurtransferase rdl2, mitochondrial
Exons: 2
Coding region: 340-933 (197 amino acids)
Cellular component (GO): mitochondrion
Molecular function (GO): thiosulfate-cyanide sulfurtransferase activity
Source: RefSeq, a predicted model, not a curated record
GAAGAAGCUCUCGGAGCGUUCGGAAGCCAAAUGUGGUUGAGAUAAUGCCCCCAUAUAGGUAGAACAAGAUGCACCCCGUCGAGUUCAGCCUUAUGACAUUCAACCGUUUUCGUACCUGUUGAAGGGCCGCAAGCUCAACGGCCCUCGGCGGCGGUUCGCAAAAUGACGACGUUGGGUGGGGCAAUUGCUAGCUUCGACUUGAACCUCACUUUCUACAACCUUUCAUGUCCCUCACCUUUGAGAGCUUCAUCCCCCAUUUCACUAGCCCCUUAAAUCACCCCCUUCUUAAAACACUCAAUUCCACCCCCAUAACAGUCCCCAACUGAACUCCCUAUCAAAAUGGCCUCCCGCCGCCUCCUAACCCUCCUCCCCCGAGCCGCCGCCCUCCCCUCCCCAGCAACCCGUCCCAUUAUCGCGACGACGAGAUUGAUCAAUUCCCGUCAAUACCACGACUCCCAAACCCAAACCCUCCAAGGCCCCCUCUACAAACACCUCACAACCACCUCCAAACCCUCCCCCACCCUCCAAAAAAGAGCCUAUUCCUCCGACCCACCAGCCGACGACAACCACCCCUCCAAAAUCUACGACUUCUCCUCCCUCCAGAAACUAAUCUCAAACCCGUCGCCCAAAGUGACAAUAAUCGACUCCCGCGAACCAGGCGAACUCCAACAAACAGGCCACAUCCCCUCAGCAAUCAACAUCCCCGUCACCACCUCCCCCGACUCAUUCUUCAUCUCCCCCGAAGAAUUCGAAGACCGGUUCGGGUUCCCCCGUCCCGCCAAAGACCAGGAACUUAUCUUUUAUUGCAAGGCUGGGGUCCGGAGUCGAGCGGCGGCUCAGCUCGCCAAGCAGGCUGGGUGGGAGAAGGUGGGGGAGUAUCCGGGUAGUUGGUUGGAUUGGUUUGAGAAGGGGGGUGCGGUUGAGAGAUCAUGAUUGGGAUGUAAUGGGAGCAGGCAAGAGGAAAGGGUGAAGGAGUGGGCGGAGAAGGAAGCGAUGGGCAAAAGAAAGCGUCCAUGUAGACAUGAAAAUAUGCAUGGCAACAUGCAAGAACCAUAUAAGCCGGUGUGUAGAGAGUUGUUGAAAAACAAAGCUUGAUAUCACAAUGCCAUACUCGUACAACCCUAACCAAGCACGCCUAACCUUGGACAAUGAUAAUUCCAUGACUUUUUCGCCUGUGAACGCCCAUUAAACCCAUCUCGCACACUUCAAACUGACCUCACCCCAGUUCCAAUACCUCUUCACCACUCUCUCCCCC